ACUCUAAAAGGGUGGGAUAUAUAGAUCCUAUACAUGGGCCUCUAUACAUAGGCUCACAUAUACACCAACAUGUAGGAGUAGGAUCAUCCCUCUGGCUCAUCAGGUUUUGUUUCAAAGGAAGACGGCAUGAAUUUUGAAACGUAACUAGUCAAUUUUUUUUUUUCUGUAAAAGGGUUCGGCUAAAAUUAAAGGUGUUUCAUUGAGGAAGUAGAAUAGGGAGAUGACUGAUGUCAUUGAGCGGUUCUAUGUUUCAGGUACUAGAUAUGCUUAAUCUGAUCACUGGACGGCAGAUGAAACUAGGUUCAUAUUUGCUUUGCCCAUAGGGAGGAAUGUGCUUGCAUUUACUUCAUUUCUCUAUUAUGACGAACUGAGUGAGGGAGUUCAUGUCUCUCUACUGUGCUACUUCAUUUGUUCUGUUUCUAUUUCCUUAAUAUUCUUAACUUCGUUAGGCUGCUCCUAUUGAGAUUGUUGGAUUGUUCUUCAUGUUUGGUGUUUGUCUAUUUAAAAAAAUUCGAACUCUUUGCGCUGAGAUGCUUGUUUUUUGUCCAUUUAUGUAUCAAAGGGUUGGUUGAAAAUAGUAGCGGAUCCGUAUGUUUGCAGGAUGUAGUACAUUUUCUUGUAAAAAUAAAAUAAAUGCUCUCUAAUGCUGUAGAGUUCGAAAGUUCAUUGGACUCUUUAAGUAAUUUGAUAAAAUCAACGCUUCCAGUUAAAGCCGGUGAGUUAUUGUCAUUGGGUCAGUUCAUAUAAACAUGCACUUAUGCUGAUCAUUAAGUUCUUCUGUCAAUGAUCAAGAAUUUGUGAAAUUUAUUCAUAUGCAAAUUUAUCAAUAAAGAAAAAUUAAUGAAAUAAUAGGGGAACUACAAAUUUGAGGUGUGUUAGUUUCUAAGUUAGAAACUUCUAUAUAGGGGUCUGAUUAACCACUCGUUUCUGCAAGGUAACAAUCAUGUGUACAUAUACAAAGCAGAGGGUUUGAUUGAGUGUUUCAUGGUAGAUGAGCAACUAAGAUCACAUGUUAGGAAAGUCAUGAGUGAUAAAUAGGUUCUUUCUAAAAUUCUAUCUGAAACAUACACGUAUUUUAUUGCAUAUUUUUUUGACAUAAAAUAUUUUAUUGCAUAUCGUAGUUUUCCAUAUAGUAUCACGUUUGUUUUCUGUCACCCCUUUUUACCUGAAUAUGAGCAACUCAUUUUGAAGUUUCUGACCUUUUUCCGAUGGCUGCAAAAUUAUUUUUGGUUGUAACCAUCUCAUUAAUUUCCUUGUGAGAAAUAACUGGUACCUUCUUUCAGUUUCAGCUGCCUUCCUCGCUGGAUAUCCAGGGAGAGGCAAGGUGGCCAAAUUUGGCUUCCCUUUUCCCUGUCUUUUUUUAUAUAUAUAAAAAGCCCAACAAUAUGCAGAAAGGUCUCAUCCAUAACUAACAUUGUAAUCUUCUGCAAUUACCAUUUUACCCCUUGCUGCACUAUACAGGGCCUUUUCUCUGAUGCACAUGCUGACAUCUGUUUGCUUCUAGACAUGCUCCAAGAAUCGGUUUCUCUUUUUGCCUUUCCUUAAAUACGUCCACAUCAUUGCCUCUGAUCCUUUGUCAUCUGCAACUGCAAGAUAUAGCAGAGGGCACACUACACAGGAGCACCAAUGGAUCAGGGGAUGGAACUGAGGGGAUGCGUUUGUCGGAUCAAGAGCUCCGCACUUGAGAUUCUGUCCAUGGAAGAGGAUCUGGUGACUGAUCUGGAUGAUGAUCUGUGGGAUUUGAUCAGGAGGGAUCUCCAGCUCAAAGCCACCUUCCUGUACAUUGACCUGAGCUGUGUGAUCACCCAUAACGAGUGCGAGGAGCGCAGGGAGGAGAUUACCCUUCUCGCCAACAAUUUCUUCUACUUCAUGGAUGAGCUGGGUGACGCCGUGGCGAGCCAGAGCGUCUCGGUCGUGAAGGUGUGCUACGGCAACGCGGCUUGCUCGCUCCGCGAGCUGGUCGCCGCCGUUGCGCCGAUGGCAGCAGCCUGAUGGGCUCACACCAUCACAUCGCCUGUCGUGAAGCACAAAAAGGAGGGAGAGGCGGUGCGUGAAAAAACUGUUGCAGAAAAGAGGUCGAGAUGUACAUCAGUGUAUGAAAUGUGGGCACUGCUACAUCGCCAGUGCAUAUUCAUGGUGAGCGAGGUGAAUGAAGCGAAGCUAGAAAAAGAUCAUGUGGGUUGUCCCAUGUUCGGCAUCGUUUUACUCCUGAAUCUCAUUCUGUUCGAUCGAUGAUAAACGCUUCAGAAAGCAUCUCCAAACAUUUGGCAAGAACAGCCGAAGUAGGCUUACAGCAUUGUCUCUAUGUACACUUGGUUGGAAUUGUGAUAAACUCUUCCAGUUUGUAAGAGACACCCAGCACAUACAGUCAUACAGAAGGUCAGAUGUUGCAGUUUAGAGAGCCAGGCUUGCAUAUGAAUUAUAGUA
Panicum virgatum (switchgrass) is the source of this 2427-nucleotide messenger RNA. RefSeq lists its product as uncharacterized. Gene Ontology annotation, cellular component: chloroplast; photosystem II; photosystem II oxygen evolving complex. Gene Ontology annotation, molecular function: calcium ion binding. Bases 1627 to 1992 code for a protein of 121 amino acids. The transcript has 2 exons. The record is from RefSeq and is a predicted model, not a curated record. NCBI's taxonomy places the organism in Eukaryota, Viridiplantae, Streptophyta, Magnoliopsida, Poales, Poaceae. Gene Ontology annotation, biological process: photosynthesis; photosynthetic electron transport chain.